AAAGAGGGAGAGAGAGAAAGAGAGAGCGCGAGCGAGCGAUAACUGACAGAAUGAUGAUCAUCGAGCCAUCGAUCGCUGUCCGAUUUACCUACGCUUCCGCCACUCGCUCAGCCGCCGCCGCCGCCGGAUUUCGUACUCUCUCUUUACACACACAACACGCAUUUUCUCUCUCUCUCUAAAACAAUAAAAGAUCACUGUGGAGUGCCGAUGAUGUAAAUGCAGCAGGUUCCGUUGCUUCGUACCAGCUUGCAUGUACGUGCGGUUUCGAAGCUCCGUGGAUAAGACGUCAAAAAUACACUGGCAUUCCAUUCAUAAAAAGAAACAAAUAUGUAAAGAAUAGAAUUCGAGUAUCAUCAGAGAAUCUGGGCUCGCCUCAGGAUCCUGUCAAGAAAGAUGAAAAGUCAUCCUAUCAUCCAUUUGAAGAAAUUGCCAUGUCAACAUCUGAGAAUACUGAAGAUGCUAGGCUUACAGCAGCAGAAACAAGUAGAACAAUUAUUGAGGUUAACAGCAAAGCAACACUGAUGUUCACAAGUGUGAUUAACGAUGUGGUUCAUGAAAAUGUUGUUUGGCCAGAUAUGCCUUAUUUGACUGAUGAUCGAGGAAAUAUAUACUUCCAGGUGAAGAACAGUGAUGAUGUUUUGCAAUCUCUAACUUCAGAGAAUAAUUUUGUGCAAGUUAUUGUUGGUGUGGAUGCCAUGGAAAUGUUGUCUGAGAUGGACUUAUCAGGUCCCUCAGAAAUUGGUUUUGGGAUUGAAGAAAUUGAUGAUCAAGAUACUGAUGAUACAGAUGACAGUGAUGAAGAGGAUGAAGAUGAGGAUGAGAAUGAAGAAUAUGAUUCGGAAUGGGUGACUGUUGUUUCCGACAACGAUGAGCAAGAAGAUGCAGAUGAAACACUUGAAGACUGGGCAAAGUUGGAGACUAUGCGCUCUUCUCAUCCAAUGUAUUUUGCCAAAAAAUUGGCUGAGAGUGCUUCUGAUGAUCCAAUUGAUUGGAUGGAGCAGCCUCCAGCUUGUGUAGCUAUCCAAGGGGUUAUAAGACCUGCUUUUAUUGAAGAACAUUCUACAAUACAAAAGCAUCUAUCUACCAAUCAAUCAGAUAAUUCUGACAUAACUGAAUCUGUAAAGGGGGAAAUCGAUGUUAUUAAUGGUCAUGUGCAUAACUCAAUGUCAUCUAAAGAUAAUACGGCAGAACAGGUGGAGAAUAAUGAGAAUAGUGAUUUGCCUUUCAAUGAGACUUCAUUUUACAAAUUGGAGAUGAUUAAGAUUCAAGUGAUUUCAGCACAUGGACAUCCUACUGACGUUGAAAUAGAAGACUAUGGCAGAGCUCAACCUGAUGCUCUUGCACACUCAGCCUCCAAAAUCAUAGCUCGUUUGAAAGCUGAUGGGGAAAAGACCUUACAGGCCUUUAAGUCUGUGUGUUGGAGAUACAAGAGUAUCCAAGUAGAGGAGGCACAACUUAUUUCUGUAGACUCCCUUGGGUUUGAUCUAAGAGUUUGUUCAGGAACUCAAGUUCAAACCCUGAGAUUUACAUUCAAAAAGAGGGCCACUUCAGAGUACAGUGCAGAGAGACAACUCAAUGAAUUAUUAUUUCCUAUAAAUCACCCAAAAGCUGCAAAAAACGAAGCACCCCCCUCCAAAUAAAAGCCGAAAUCUUCUGAUUAUCUCGAGUAAGUUUUGUACUUGUAUGCCUAUAUGCCAUUGGCCAAUGAUUGUGUAAAGAAGUAUAGGCCAGCCAUGCAUACGGAGCAAAUCAGGUGAUGUAAUUUUGUAUCGCAUUUAAUUGUUUUAAAGUAAUUAUUUUUCACAGUUGUUUCCUAAUCUAUUCAACAUUCUUUCACAAAAGCA
Molecule: messenger RNA, 1844 nt
Organism: Arachis stenosperma
Lineage: Eukaryota; Viridiplantae; Streptophyta; Magnoliopsida; Fabales; Fabaceae
Exons: 11
Coding region: 432-1640 (402 amino acids)
Source: RefSeq, a predicted model, not a curated record